Messenger RNA from Osmia lignaria (orchard mason bee), 1619 nucleotides. Its product is annotated as diphthine methyltransferase. Gene Ontology annotation, molecular function: diphthine methylesterase activity; protein binding. Lineage: Eukaryota; Metazoa; Arthropoda; Insecta; Hymenoptera; Megachilidae. The record is from RefSeq and is a predicted model, not a curated record. Gene Ontology annotation, cellular component: cytoplasm. Gene Ontology annotation, biological process: protein histidyl modification to diphthamide.
AGUACCAACAAAGGUUACAGAGCCAUUACUAAGUGUACCAAAUCCAAGAGCCCUACAACAGACUGUUUCUUCUGUACCUGGCCAGUCAAAAUAUAUACAGCUGCUUAAUGUCAUAGAAGAACUUGGUCACGAGGUUCGACCUACCUAUGCUGGCAGUCGUACUUCUGCUGAAAAAAUCAAGCGUGAUUAAUAAUUCAGCUAUGUUCCAUACAUUGGAUAAUUUUGAUACUGAAUUCUCUGCUGACUCUGUUGAAUGGUGUCCAAUAGAUCCUUUCAAAGAUACAUUUGUCUGUGGAACAUAUCAGUUAAUGAAAGAUGGUGAAUUAAAGUCUGAUGAAUCGGUAUCAUCGAAACGUUUAGGAAGAAUCUAUAUGUUUCAAGUUAAGACCACUGGAUGUUUAGAAUUAUUACAACAACUAGAAGUACCCGCUGUAUUAGACAUGAAAUGGGCACAUGUUACGUGUCAGACUAAAAUUUUUCUUGGUGUUGUAAAUUCCUUAGGAUACCUGCAAAUUUAUGAACUUAAAAACGAUGAGGAGAAGGUUUUACAAUUAUUAAUAGAAGAAAAAGUUGCAAAUGAAAAUGAAGUUCUUGCAUUAUCUUUAGAUUGGUGUACAGGAAGAUUUACAAAUGAUAAUGAAUUAGUUCCAAAAAUAGUAGUUAGCGAUUCUAAAGGUUUUAUAUCAUUAUUUCAAAUAAUUGAAAACAAACUAAAUAAAAUUAAUUCAUGGCCUGCACACGAAUUUGAAGCUUGGAUUACAGCUUUUGAUUACUGGGACACAAAUGUGAUAUAUACUGGCGGUGAUGACUGUAAAUUUCAACGUUUUGAUACAAGAAUAGGAUAUUAUCCUUCUACUUCAAACAGAAUUCAUGGUACUGGAGUUACAAGCCUUCAUAGUAAUGCAACAAAGGAAUAUUUGUUAUCAAGUGGAAGUUACGAUGAAAUCCUAAGAUUAUGGGAUACAAGAAACUUGAAACGACCUAUUUCGGAAAUUAAUCUUGGCGGGGGUGUGUGGCGUUUAAAAUGGGAUCCUUUUGUACAAAAAUAUUUACUCGCAGCAUGUAUGUACGGUGGAUUUAGAAUAGUCGACUGUGAAAAAUCAGAAUCUCCGUCCAUUAUUGGCGAGUACAACGAACAUAAAAGCAUAGCAUACGGAUGCGAUUGGUGUUUUUUAAAUAGCAAGAAAAUUGGAGAACAAAUUGAAACAAAAGCUGAAAACAUUUAUUUAAUUGGUAAUUGGUUAAAUUCAAAGGAUUUCUACUGCGCAUGCGCGAGUGCAAGUAGCCGGUGUCGAUGUACGCGCGGUAGUUCCGGGAUCUCCUGGCAGAUGGCAAUGUGCCGGCGCGAGCUGCAGUUCGUCGUGACCAGUUCGAUAAAAAUCAGUCGUUCGGAGGGGCUGUUUUGGCGUGGUGGCAGUGCUGUGAUUUCUGUGACGAGUUCGUGUGCAGUGCCGCGGUAAAUUAUCAGUGAUUAAUUGCGGAUCAAGGAUAGAGCGAAUAAGACUAAGGAUAAAUUGAAUUGUGCAGAGCGUGGAAUGAUAAAUGGUGGCUACCAGCAGCAUGGUGUAUGAAGAGAUAGUAGGAAUACGGGGCAGCUGACCCCAGCCACCGCGCACGCU